Molecule: messenger RNA, 1812 nt
Organism: Gopherus flavomarginatus (Mexican gopher tortoise)
Lineage: Eukaryota; Metazoa; Chordata; Testudines; Testudinidae
Product: keratin, type II cytoskeletal 5-like
Exons: 10
Coding region: 1-1812 (603 amino acids)
Biological process (GO): keratinization; intermediate filament organization
Cellular component (GO): keratin filament
Molecular function (GO): structural constituent of skin epidermis
Source: RefSeq, a predicted model, not a curated record
AUGAGCUGGCAAUCCGGCAGCAUCCGAAGUGGAGGUGGGAGCAAGGGCUUCAGCACAGUGUCUGCUGUGGUUCCAAGUAGCCACAGAGCCAGCUUCAGUUCGUUCACCGUGUCAAGAGGCGGCAGAGGUUUCGGAAGGCUUGGCGGAGGAGGCAGUUUUGGCAGCAGGAGCCUCUAUAACCUAGGGGGCACUAAGACAAUUUCCAUCAGUGGUGGGAGCAACCUCCGGAGUGGAUUUGGGGGUGGAGCUGGUGGUGGCUUUGGUCUUGGCGGCGGAGGUCAUGGUGGAGGAUCUAGCUUUGGCGGGGGAGCUGGCGGUGGUGGGCUCAAUAUUGGUGGUGGAGCCCCUGGGAGUGGAUUUGGCUUCUGUGGCAAUGGGCUUGGUUUUGGUGGUGGGGGAGGCUUUGGUGGUGGUAGAGGUCCAGCAGGAUUUGGUGGUGGCAAUUCACCUGGCAUGGGUACCAUCCAAGAAGUGACCAUCAACCAAAGUCUUCUGGCGCCACUGAACCUGGAGAUUGACCCAAACAUCCAACAGGUGCGAAAAGAGGAGAAGGAGCAGAUUAAGAGUCUCAACAACAAAUUUGCUUCUUUCAUUGACAAGGUCCGCUUCCUGGAGCAGCAGAACAAGGUGCUUGAAACCAAGUGGACCCUGUUGCAGGAGCAGGGUCAAAAAUCCAAUUCCAACAAGUAUAACCUCGACCCCCUCUUUGAGUCUUAUAUCAACAACCUGAGGAAGCAGCUGAACAACCUAUUAAAUGAAAGAGGGAGGAUGGAGGGAGAACUGAAGAACACGCAGGACCUUGUAGAGGAUUUUAAGAACAAGUACGAAGAUGAAAUCAACAGGCGCACAGCUGCGGAGAAUGAGUUUGUGGUGCUCAAGAAGGACGUGGAUGCCGCCUAUAUGAACAAGAUAGACCUGGAGGCCAAGGUGGAUGCGUUGAUGGAUGAGAUCAACUUCCUCAGAACCCUCUAUGAAGCGGAACUGGCCCAGCUGAAUGCCCAUGUGGCCGACACCUCCGUCAUCCUGUCAAUGGACAACAACCGAGACCUGGACCUUAGCAGCAUCGUGAACGAAGUCAAAGCUCAGUACGAGGACAUUGCUAACAGGAGCCGAGCCGAGGCUGAGUCAUGGUAUCAGAACAAGUUUGAGGAGCUGCGAGCCACUGCUGGGAAACAUGGCGAUGACCUGCGGAACACAAAGGGAGAAAUCUCAGAGCUCAACCGGCUGAUCCAGAGGUUACGGGCCGAGAUUGAGAAUGCAAGGAACCAGUGCGCCAGUCUGCAGACAGCGAUCGCGGACUCCGAGGAGCGUGGCGAGCUGGCUCUCAAAGAUGCCAGGAUGAAGGUGGCUGAUCUGGAGGAUGCUCUCCAGAAGGCCAAGCAGGACAUGGCCCGCCAGCUGCGGGAGUACCAGGAGCUGAUGAACGUCAAGCUGGCGCUGGAUAUCGAGAUCGCCACCUACAGGAAGCUGCUGGAAGGAGAGGAGAGCAGGCUGUGCGGAGAGGGCGUCAUUCCCAUCAGCUACUCGGUGGUCAGCUCUAGCGCUGGAAUUGGUGGCGGAGCUGGUUUAGGAGGAGGAUUUGGCGGCUUUAACUCAGCAGGAAUCGGAGGAGGAUUCGGCGGAGGGUUCGGCUUUGGAAGCGGAGGCAGCUUCGGAGGGGGCAGUGGCUUUGGUUAUGGAGGUGGCAGCGGGCUGAGUGCCGGAGGAGGAAAUUUCAGCGCCGGAAGCGGGAAAGGCACUGGGGUGGGAACCAAUGCGGAUGUGAAAAUUGUCUCCAAAACCUCUUCCAGCAAAAAGACCAUUAAAAGUUAA